AUGUACGGAUUCUACAUUCGAAACAACUCACUGCUAACCGAUAUUUCUACUCUCUACAAAUUCUAUCUAUGGGGAGACGAAAAUUAUAAAGAGUGCGAUUUUCGUGUGGAGAAUAACGCGAAACUGGACGUACAAAAGUUAUACGAGGAUAAUGUUGGCCUUCAUUAUUUGGAAAUGAGAAGUUCCGGGAAUCUAAGAGAUUUUGGUUGUCGAGGCGAUGAAAUCACAUCUUCCAAUCUCCCAUUUUAUCAAAACUGCACAUUUUUCUUCGGUGGCCUCAAACUUCACAAUCUCACCGACCAAUUCGAUAUCUCUUAUCUCUCAAACGUCCGGACAAUUAUAGGAUCAAUCGAUAUUCAAAACACUUCUCUCAAAGAUUUAUCUUUCAUGAAAAACAUAGAAUUAGUGCAGAUCAAUAAUGUUGGAUUAGAGGAGCGGGUUGCUUUCAAUAUCCAGAAUAACGCCCGGAUGACUCGGUUUGCCCUAUUCAAUCUAGACAUUGCUCAUGUCUGGCCAGGCAGCACAAUUGCAAAUAUCGAGAAUCUUCACCCAGAUUUCUGUUUUACUAUUGAAGAGAUUCUCAAAAUUUCAUAUUUGAAGUUUGUCAACCUCCAUGCAAAGUUCUGUGAGGAAACCGGAAAUUUAGCAGGCUCGAUAUUAUGUCGCUUUGAUAAAUUAAGCAAUUUAGACGAUAAUUGCAACAAAAUACUGGGGGAUGUGUUAAUUGAAGGUGGUGAUGAGGAAUAUGUUUCAAAAUUAGGCGAUGUGUGGAAUAUAUUUGGUUCAGUGACUAUUCGGAAUACCAAGUUGAAGAAUUUCGACUUUUUUCAUUAUUUGAGUUAUAUCAUUUCGCUGGAUGAGGAUCAACCGUUGAUUGAAAUUAGUGGCAAUGGAGAACUGGAGAAAGCGUAUUUUCCUGCUAUUGUGACCACUGUAUCCCGCAGCCCAACCCCAAUUAUCAUUGAGAACAACCACCCAAAAAUGUUCAAUUCUUCCAAAUUUUAUCUCCUGUUUCCUCAAGUUCCAGCUAAAUCAAUAUAUCCGACAACUGAAUAUAAGACUCCGCCCAAGUGA
Molecule: messenger RNA, 1074 nt
Organism: Caenorhabditis remanei
Lineage: Eukaryota; Metazoa; Nematoda; Chromadorea; Rhabditida; Rhabditidae
Exons: 4
Coding region: 1-1074 (357 amino acids)
Source: RefSeq, a predicted model, not a curated record